AUUUUAUAAUGCCAAGAAAAGGUUCAAAAACUGCAACCAAGAAAGCAAUUGAGAAAAAGUCAACAAAACGAGAUAGAACUCAAAAUCAGUUCGAGGGUAUUGCACUUAGGUCUAAACGUCUUAAUCAUGCGACCAAGACUGUUUCUUCACAAGAAACGUUGAGUACUGAUCCCGAAAAUAGCAGAACUCUAUCUGAAGAUAGCAUUAUUUCAAUACUUUCUGACCAAACUAAUUCUGAAAUUGGUGGCGCUUUAUCUGAAGUUAACAAAAGUUAUAGUCAACAAAAUUCUGAAAUUAGUAUCAAAGCAGUUAAUUCGAAACCAAAUAGUGAGGCUUCCAAUCAACAACAAACCCAUCACAUAACAGAUCCUAUUUCUUAUUCACAAACUUAUGAUAUUGACAUUGAAUCAAGUUCUCAUUUGCAUGAGGAACAGUUUACGGGCUUGACAAAUACAUUCUUAACUACAACUAACCGACCAUCUACUUCAU
Messenger RNA from Racocetra persica, 489 nucleotides. Lineage: Eukaryota; Fungi; Glomeromycota; Glomeromycetes; Diversisporales; Gigasporaceae. The record is from the annotation of a GenBank genome assembly.